Molecule: messenger RNA, 2049 nt
Organism: Falco peregrinus (peregrine falcon)
Lineage: Eukaryota; Metazoa; Chordata; Aves; Falconiformes; Falconidae
Gene: TDRKH
Product: tudor and KH domain containing
Exons: 13
Coding region: 118-1794 (558 amino acids)
Biological process (GO): spermatogenesis
Molecular function (GO): RNA binding
Source: RefSeq, a predicted model, not a curated record
CGGCGGGGCUGGGGGGAACCGGGGCGGCACCGAGACCGACACCGAGAGCCGGACCCGCCGGGCGCUGGGGCCCGGGGGCUGCGCCGCUGCGACCGGGCUUCCCAGGCCGCGGGGAAGAUGGCGGCGGAGCGGGGCUACUGGAGCCACCUGACGACCCUGCAGAAGGUUGCGGUGGUCCUGGGGGUCCCGGCCGGUGCCGCCGUCCUCUACAUCCUGUACCGCCGGUACCGGGAGAGCCGUGAGGAGCGGCUGGUCUUCGUGGGAGAUGAGGAACUGGAAAUCGAGAUGCGAGUCCCCCGGGCGGCUGUGAAAUCCAUCAUCGGCCGGAAGGGAGCCACCAUCAAAAAGCUGAGCCAAGAGACAGGGGCUUACAUCGAUGUGGAGGGAGAGGAUGAGAAUGAGGAGACGGCGCUGCUGAUCUCUGGCUCCCCCAGCCAAGUCUGCCAGGCAAAAGCCGCCAUCCACCAGAUCGUGGCAGAGAGCACCCCGGUGUCGGAGCAGCUCUGCGUGCCCCAGAGAGCCGUUGGCAGGAUUAUCGGCCGGGGUGGUGAGACUGUGCGGGGCAUCUGCCACAGGUCGGGUGCCAAGGUGCUCUGUGAACGUGAGGCCGACACCGGCCUGGCCCCAGUCAGGGUCAUCCAACUCUUGGGGACGCGGAAGGAGGUGGCAGCCGCCAAGAAACUCAUCAUGGAGAAGCUGAUGGAAGACAAUGCUUUCCACAAGGAGCUGGCACAGUCGACAGUGAUGCGGUGCCAGCGCAAGCAGCCCCUGGGCAUCCGGCGGGAGCAGGAGCCGCUCCCACCCAGGGUGCCAGAGCACACGGAAGAGGAUGAGGGCUUGUCCUGGGGUGAAACCUCCCUCCUGGGCCAGGCUCCCUUCGAGGAGGCAGAGAAGCUGAAGGAUGAGAGCAAGGAGCUGCAGGAGCUGGUGGCAGGGCCUGACGCAGCAGUGCCAAAAUUUGAGAUUCCCAGCCCUGACUUCAGCUUCCACGCUGAUGAAUACCUGGAAGUUUAUGUCUCGGCUGCUGAAAACCCCAACCACUUCUGGAUCCAGAUCAUCGGCCACCGCAGCCUGCAGCUGGACAAGCUGACCACAGAGAUGCGGCAGUACUACCAGAGCAGUGACCGUGUGGCAGAGCUCCCGGCUGUCCAAGCAGGGGACAUUGUGGCUGCUCCCUACAUGGAUGGCAGAGACUGGUACCGGGCCCGCGUCCUGGGCACUCUGGAGAACGGCAACUUUGACCUUUACUAUGUGGAUUUUGGGGACAACGGGGAGGCCCCCUGCGAGGCGCUGCGAGCCCUGCGGAGCGACUUCCUGAGCCUUCCCUUCCAGGCCAUCGAGUGCAGCCUGGCUGGGAUCAUGCCUGCUGGAGAUGGCUGGGCAGAAGCAGCCCUGGAUGAGUUCGACCGGCUCACCCACUGUGCCACGUGGAAACCUGUGGUGGCAAAGCUUUCCAGUUACGUCCAGUCUGGGCUCGGCACCUGGCCGAAUGUCAGGCUCUACGCUGUCCACCAUGGAGAGAACCUGGAUGUGGGAGCAGAGCUGGUGCGGCUGGGCUAUGCCGUCCCCUGUCCCCAGGAGGAAGAGGUGGCGGAGGACAUCCCCUCACAGCCAGCACAGGAGGCUGCGGCCGAGACGCCGGACAGCGUCACCUGCAUCUCCCUCGAAAGCCUCCUGUCGGAGUCCCGGAAAAGUCCCGGCGAGACGCCCCUGACCCUGUCCUGCGUCAGCCUUUCCAACGGUGCCUCCGGCAGCGGCGAGAAUAGCGGCGUGAUGGAGAGGAGCUCCCGGUGACACCGGUGAGCACGAUUGUCCUGGCAGAGACCCAUGGGAGGGCAGAGUGGGAAGACAGGGGUCUCUGCUCGUGGACGCAUGGCACGGCUGCUGCUGCCGGUUGUAUCUCUUCUCUCCGGGAGUUCCCGGCUGGCCGCGCUCCCGGUAGCUGGCUCCCUCUGGUUGCAGUUGGAUUGUUUUCGCCCCAGCCCAGUUUCGUGGCGAGGGGCAGGAACCACGUUGGUGUCCCGGUUCAAUAAAAUGGAAGGUUUUGGA